GCUCGCCGUCUCGCGUCAACUAGUGUCAACGUAAAUCUUGCUUAAUUAAUUAAUUUAUUUCAUGUACCUAAUUAAAAUGUAAGAUGUGAGAGAAAUUGUGUGAUAGUGACCGAUGAAUUAAUAUUAUCAAUAAUAAUUUGAGACCCAGGAGUUGGAAUUAUGAUACAACAUACAACUUGAAGAUCGUUCGCAUUCCGACCAUCGCUAGAGACUGGAGUCGAUUAUUAAUUGUAAUAUAUAAUUUGAAGAGCGAAAUUCUUACCAUGUAGUAUUUUCCCUAACGACGAAUAAUUGUUUUCAUUGAGUUUCGAUUUGGAAAAAUGGAUGAGAAACUUUUCGUAGACGAGCGAGAAGAUAUUCAAAAGAAAACUUUUACGAAAUGGAUGAACUCUCAGCUUUUGAAAGGAGGAUAUGCUACCGUGAAUGAUCUAUUUGCGGAAUUGCAAGAUGGAACAAAAUUGCUUUACCUAUUAGAAGUGUUGACCGGCCAACAAAUUAAACCUGAAAAAGGAUGUAUGCGAGUUCAUUACCUAAACAACGUGAAUAAAGCGCUGCAUAUUUUGGAACAGAACAACGUAAAAUUGGUGAAUAUAAGUAGUAAUGAUAUAGUGGAUGGCAGCGCCAAGUUGAUAUUAGGUCUUAUGUGGAGUAUUAUUCUGCAUUGGCAAGUUCAUUGCCACUUGAAAAAUCUUAUGAGCGAAUUUCAACAAACUAAUCUGGAAAAAACGUUAUUAGCGUGGUGUCGCCAGAAUACAGCGAAUUACGCGGUCGUCCAUAUUAGAAAUUUCACAUCGUCGUGGAGUGACGGACUCGCUUUCAACGCUUUAAUUCAUAAAUUUCUUCCGGACUUGUUCGACUUCGACGAUAUUGUCAAAAAACAUCCGAACGCUCGUCUGGAGAAUGCGUUUCAAAUUGCGCGUGAUCAUUUGGGAAUCGAACGGCUUCUCGAUCCAGAAGAUAUAAACACUUCGCACCCUGACAAAAAGUCGAUAAUGACGUACGUAAUGUGUUUAUUUCAAUCGCUGCCCUACUCUGGGUUGGAGGAUUCGAGCUUUGAUUUUUCCGACAGCAGUUCGUUGACUUCUCCCAUGGCCGAACAAUCAGAGCUGAAUUACGAGGCUGCGAUUACCAGUCAGCGUCAAAUGACGUCCAACAGAGAAGAAAGACCAGUCAGUUUGAUGACCAACGUAUCGGUCGAAUUGGGCGCCUACCAAGUUGCUUUAGAAGAAGUGUUGACCUGGUUGCUCGAAGCCGAGGAUAAAUUAGCUCAAAACCACUUCAUUCCCGAUAAUCUUGAAACGUUGAAAGAUCUUUUUCACGUUCACGAAAAAUUUUUAAUGGAAUUAUCCGGCCACCAAGAAGGUGUCGGUGCCGUCUUGGAAGAAGGCGCUCGUUUAUUAUUGGAGGGAACGCUAUCGAGCGAGGAAUCGGACGAGGUUCGUUUACAAAUGAAAUUAUUGAAUUCGCGAUGGGAAACGCUUCGAGUAAAUGCUAUGGAAAAACAAGCUAGGAUUCACGAAUCUUUAAUGAAAGAACAACAGAAACAGUUGGAUAAUUUGAGGAAAUGGCUUACCUUGACCGAAGACCGAAUAUCGAGAUUAUCUGAAAAAUUCGGCCCCGAUAUAAAUGCUCUUCGAUCGCAAGUAGACUCUUUGAAAGAACUACAAAGCGACCUACAAUCGCAGCAGAAAAACGUGGAUUUACUAUCUAAUCUGGUUGUAAUCGUAGACGAAGGAGCCAACGAAAACAGUGUUUACAAUCAAAUGGAAGAUCAAUUGGUAGCAUUGGGAGAACGAUGGGCGCAUAUAUGUCAGUGGGCCGAAGAACGGUGGUCGAAAUUACAUUUACUCAUCACUCAUUGCAAUCGAAUCAACGAGAAUAUGUGUAAAAUUCAAUCGUGGAUCGAAACAAACGAAACCUUGAUCAAACAAAUGGAGUCGGAACCAGUACUCGAAUUUGCAGCCGUUUUCGAUCGCAUGAAACAGUUGAAGUCGAUUAGAAGACAAAUGGACAAACAGCAAGUAGUUCUCAACAGCUUACUGGAAUCGGCGCAGUAUACAUUCGAAGAGAUAGGUAGCGACGAGAAUAGGAAAAAUUUCGAUAACGUGGAAAUGCUGCAAGAUAAAUUCGACGCGUUACUUCAAAUAGUCGAAACUCAAGCCCAUAGGAUUUCUACUUUAGGUUUCGAGUUCAGCUUGAGCGGCGAACACGAAGAAUUUUCCUGCCAUAGUUCGAGUUCGGAUAACGAACGUGCUGUUGCAACCGUUGCUAGUGCUCUCGAAGAUUCCGAUAAGAAUAGUCGGAGCUGCAAACGUAGACGAUUAACCGGCGUGAAACGGGUGUCCUUGGAGUCGUCGAUUAACGAAUUACGUCGCUGGCUCGUCGUUAGUCGAGAUGCGCUCAUGCAACCGAAUCCGAGUGCAGCCGACGAAAUGGCGAAACUGUACGCGCGUCUGCAAGGCGAGAUGAUCUCCAAACUGGACGAGUUGAAAGCCGUUCAAAUGCUGGCUGGCGAGUGCGUUAAGGAAGGAGAAUUCAAUUCAGAUGACGACACUGAUGAUUCGCAAUCACCGUCGCAGUCUCGAAAGAAACAGCUCGCUUCGCUGGAAGAUCAAUUUUCGAGCUUGCAACUGCAAUUGCAAAUGUUCAGGAAUCAACUCGAACCGCAAAGUUACGACGUAAAAGCCGAAUUCGAUUCGUUGAAGAGAAAAUUGGAGGAAUGUGAUAGAUGGUUGGAAUACGGCGCUCAUAAUUUGGAAGAAUUGAAGGAUAACUUGAAAUGUUUGCGAGAAUUGGAGGAAAGAAUUUGUCGACUGAAAGAACGAAGCGAUACGUGCGACGAAUGGUGCCAUAAAGAGAUACACAAUAUAUCGCAUCAUUGGGAAGAUUUGAUUAUCAGGUUUACGUCGUUGGAAGAAUUAUCGAGCAUCGGCGAUGCUGCGAAAACGCAAAAAUUCGUAGAGAACAAGAUUAACCUUAUGAAUUGGAUUCACGACGUCGAAGGCGUUUUACUGAGCGAGCACGCGGUCAUCAACAGCAUUCACAUAAUGGAGAAUCAGUUGAAACGUUUUAAAGAUUUAGAACGCUCUAUCGACGAUCACCAGUCAGAAAUCAAGUUUAUCAACGCGGUAGCGGACGAAAUAUUUCACGAAAACAAAGAAGAUCGAUUACAAAUCGAAGUGAGAGAAUUGAAUACCAGAUGGACCGACAUUCCCGCCUUAUUGCGAGAACGAUGCUCAAAAUUGGAAAACGGUAUCGAAGAGCUCAAACAUCUUCAUAAAGACAUGUCAAAUUUUUCCGAUUGGUUGAACGCGGUGAAAUACGAUCAUUCGAAUACGUACGAUGUGGAUAAUUGCAUUUUGAAUGCGGACGCGUUCAACGAAAAGAUGCAGAAGAGAAAGGAUGUUUUGAAAGAUAUCGCCGAUAAAUGCGAUUUUGUCGAGCGUAUUCGUGGUAAAAUUGCCGAAUUGGAGCGCAAAAAUGCUCAUUCCGUAUUCCUGGAUGAAGUGAAAAACAAAGCCGAAGAAUUAUUCGUCGAUUUCGACGAUUUAUUUUCGCGAUUUUCGCAACAGCAGGAUAAACUGUCGAAAAUAAAUAGUUUAAACGAAAAAAUCAACGAUAACAUGUCCGAAAUUAACGGUUGGCUGGCGGACAUUCAGUUGGCUCAAAACGUUCCGAAAGUAUGCUCGCCCGCUGCUCUGUUUCAAACCAAAGCCAAGUAUAAAGCAUUAAUCGAGCAGAUAGAACGCAAAUGCAAAAUUAUCGCUACGAUCAAAUCGGACGGAAAUUUGCUAUGUGAAAUGCUGAAGCGCAGCCAUUUGUCAGAUAGCGAGAUCGCUUUGACCAAACAGAUAAAAAAUUUCUCCGACAAAUGGAAUAAUAUCGCGGAGAUCGCUCAACGUCACCACACCUUGCUUCAAGACGCGUCCAAGAGUUACGGAGAAUUCAAAGUGUUGAUGGCUCAAGAAAACGAUUGGAUGGAUAGAUUGGAGAAGCAACUUCGCCGUUCUCCUAAAAUGGCUGCCGACGCGGAGGAAAUAUCCGAAGAGCUCGACGAUUUAGAAAACUGCUUGCGCAAACAUUCGGAAUCGAGGCUGAAACAAAUUCAAGAUAUCGGAGAGGCGCUUAUAAACCAGCACAUUAUGUCGGAUAAAUUGCGAGCCGAUUUGGACGACGUUACCGAUAGAUGGAACAAACUUAGUCAGCAGGCGAGCGAUCGCGCAUUAUUGCUAGAGCAGUCUGUGGUCGAAGCGCAACAAACCGAAAACAGUUUCAAAGAUUUUCAAGAAUGGCUCGAAGGUUUAGACGCUCAGUUGACGGCACGCAUAACGAACGAUACCGACGCUAACGACAUACCGGACGACGUACAGCGUAUGGCGGACGAAUUUAAAGCGCAAGCGAGCGUGGUGCGUGAAAUGCACGAACAAAUUGAAAAUUACGAAACAGCGGGUAAAAAAGAAGCGGCCAACAGAUUGAAGGAACAAUUGGCAUUGUUGGAGAAACGAUUCCGCGGAUUGGAAGAAAAAUUCGAACGAUUCAGAUCGACCGAUUCAGAACCAAAGUUGAUGCACGCGUUCAAAGAACUGCGAGAAAUCGAAGAAUCGCUAUGUUUAUUAGAACUGGCGUCCGAUGAUCCGGAAGGAAUCCAAGGCCAGCUCAGGCAUUGCAACAAAUUCUUCGACGCGCUUAGCGAAAUGAAACACGAAAUUGAAACGUUGAUUCAAAACGGUAGAAAAUUAAUCGAAAGCAAUUGCGUCGUCGACGCCGAUAGCUAUUCCGCACGAUUGGACGCUUUGAAGAGCUUAUACAACAAGUUGGGCGUCAAGAUUGUGGAUGCGAAAACAUGUAUCGAAGCGGCUUUGGAGUUAUCGAAAAAUUUGCAAAUCGAUGUGACGGCUUUGUGCAAGUGGAUGGACUCGGUCGAACACGAAUUGGAUGAAAUCGACGCGACUCCGGAUGCUGAUCGAGAUGUAGACAUCGAGGUAGCGUUUAUAACGCAAACCGUCGAUGUGGAAUGCGUGAAAUGGGAAGCGUUGAAAGAUUCGAUUAAAAACAAUUUCAAGGCCUUCUCCAGCCUAUGCGAUCCGAUGUAUUUGGAAAAUUUACGCGAUCGCGUUUACGAAUGCGACGACAGAUGGAACAAUAUCACGCGCAAGUUGCAACGCACCAUGAAACAUUUGCAGGAAUUAAAUUGGUUAAAUGAUACUACACGUAAAUAUCGCGCGUCGCCAAAUACGAGCACGAGCAUAUCGAACAUCGCAGACGUUGAAAAUACGCGUAAGAAGAAGCGUUUCGAUCGCGAGUCGGUAAAUAUGACUCGGCCAGCGCCAGUGCCAGUGCCAGUGCCCGAUGAAACGGGCACGUGUGCCGAGGCCGAACGUAUAUCGGAGGAAAUGUGCGACGAGAAAAAUUCUCUACCGAGCUGGUGCGAUAACGACGAAGAAACCUUCCUUCUUACCAAAGAUAGCUCGUUGUUUUCGCAAAUAUCUAAAAAUCAACUUUCUUACGGCGAUGGCGAUGGCGAUGGCGAUGGCGAUCACGAUCACGCCGAUGCGAAUCCGUGUCAAAAAGUUGAAAUUAAAACGCGCCAAUUUAUUCCUUCUUCUUUCUCGUGCGCGGUAAAAAAGUCGGCUGUUUCUUCUUGUACUUCUCCUUCGUCUUCGUCGUCGUCGUCGUCGUCGUCUGCCGAUGAUUUGGUAAGGUUGCACGAAAGCUGCGUUCCUUGCUAUCCGCAAAGCGCCGAAAUUGUCGAAUUGGUCGAGCAAAGCACGGAUGAAGAAGAAGAAGACGACGACGACGGUUUUGAAGAAACGAAAGAAGAGCGGAGAGCAAAACGAACGGAAAACGCGAAAGAAGACGAUCAAAUUUCGGCGGUUUUCGAUACGAAAAAAGCAGAAGCAGGAGCAGGAGCCGGCGACUGCAAAAAGCUAUUUCGUAGCAUAUUGGUAGAAGUAACCGACCGUGUAAAUCGCACCGAAGAAGCUAUCGUCACGGCCGCUUGUGAUGGCGAUGCCGAAGCCGAUGCCGAUGCCGAUGCCGCUAAUGCAGUGCAAGUCGCGGCGGACAUAUCGUCGCCGUCGCUGCCGCCGCCGCCGCCGCCACCGCAGUCGUCCUUUUCUGUCAAUGAAGUGAAAAUGAGAAAGGAAAUUCAACUCUGUAGAACUUAUCGCCUUGUCGGUAGUUACGAAAAACGCCGUUCUAGUUCCUCGUCUCCGGUCGACGAUUGUCAAAGUUUUUACGGCAGCGACAAAGAAACCGACGACGUAAUUACAUUUUCUGACGAAGAAGAGGAAAAGCCUCGACAACAACAGCCGCAGUCGCAGCCGCAUCCGCAUCCGCACCUACCUGACGGCCCGUCGUCUAACACUGCACCGCGUCCGUGUCCGCGUCGAUUGGCCGGCCAUUUCGAGUCGACCAUGGGAGACAGGGAAUGCUGUCAAGACGUGAUCGAGAUGUGCGGCGACACGGCCGUCGCCUCAGUUUCUGCUGUCACCAGCGCCGAAGAGAACUCGUCGUCACUUUCGGCGCAAGUCCGCUCGGACGACGGUCAGCCGGCGAACGACAGGAACGUACUCGUGAGAAACUUUGUUACCGAAGUGAACAAGAACAGAGAAGCCGUAUCGCUUCUCGGCAGACAGCUCAAUUCGUUCGUCGCCGAAACGAAACCAGAUUCCGAUACGCAUUCGCAUUCGCAUUCGUCGUACGAACAACAGAUUCGGUUUUUUGACAACAGCGUCGGAAUUUUGAACGAAUCGAUGAAAAAUAUCGAAACCGCGUACCAAACGUUGGACGAAUCUAUCAAAUGCGAACAACGAGAACAAUUUGCGCGUGUAAUGAGCAAGUUGAACGACGAAUGGAGUCAAUUGCUCGAUUAUUACAGGAAGAACGUUCAAGUUUGUAGAAUCGCAGCCGAAGACAAGGUCAUAUUGGAGGUGGCUGAGUUGUGUAUGCGAGAAGCUCGCGCCGCUUUAAGCGCACCCGUCAAUUGUUCGGACCAAGAUUUGUUAAAUUCGUCGUUAGCCGCCGUCAAGGAGUUGGAGAGCAAAUUAACCCUGCACCGACAAGAAAUUGAAAAGUUACAAUCUGCGCCAUCUCACGAAAAGCACAGUCUCGUAUUAACCGUAGAUGAGACGAGAAGAGAACUGAUCAGCCAUCACGAAUUGCUCGCUCGCAAAAUACUGUCGCUGAAAAAAUUCCUUUCGCAGUUGGACACUCUGUCGAAAUGGUUGCGCGAAUGUAAGUUGGAAAUUUGCGACUACAAGCAGCGCUCUUUAACUCGUAAGAAAAACAUUCGUCUGGUUUUGACCAACAUUUCGGACAGAGAAGCAGAAAUUACGCAAAUACUCCGAGAUUUCCUUGUUAUUCGAAAAGAAUGCCAAACAAAUCAGCAAAUCGUUUGCCAAUGUUUGCAGCAAAAAAUGGAACAGUUGGAGAAUGAUUGGCGAGUGGUUACAAAUUUCAAAAACGAACCGGAAUCCGAAUUGGCGAACAGCGACUACACAUCGACGGCUUUGCAAAACCUAGAAGAGAAGUUGGCGUUGGCUGACGCGACUGCUACAGCAGCUGCGACGCGAGAAGAACAUGAUUUCGAGUCGUUUGUGCGAUCGACUGCGAAUAGAACGCCGUCGCCGCCGCCACCGCCGUCGACAACGCCGCUGAAACAUGUGCGAUCGGUUCAAGUACAGACUCCUUUGCCGUCGCCAUCGCCAUCGUCGUGUGGUCUUCCCUUGGCUUCUUCGUCCCCUAGAGUUACAUUGCUAGCUAGCUUCGACAAAUCUAUUUUACAAAUUUGCGAUUGGCUUACUUACGAAGAAGAAAUGUUGAGGCAGCAAACCGUGGUCGUAGGCGACGUCGACGAUAUAUUACAAGUUCUCGACAAACAAAAGACUGUUUUGCGAGAAUUGGAACAAAAAAAGCCGCAACUCGACGAAUUGGUGCACACGGCAGAAAAUCUAAAAGCUGACUCUAAUCGUCAACAAUUGCAUGGAAAAGUGACCAAGCUUAGAGAGCAUUGGGAUGAAACAAACAGUAAAGUCACUCAAAGAAAAACGCAAUUGGAUACCAUGCUGGCCGAUAGUCAACAGUACGAAGCUAAAAGGAUCGAGGUGGACAAUUGGCUACAAAGGAUGGAAAUGCGAUUCGAAAGAAUGGCCGCUGUCGGCCAUACCGCCGAUGUUCUGGAAGCCCAGUUGAGAGAACAAAAGGCGAUUCACGCAGAACUGCACCAGUACAAACAUCACGUCGACCUGUUCAAUCAAUUGACGCAGAAAAUGAUUUCGUUCUAUCAACAAGACGACACGAGCAGAGUUAAGAAGAAAACCGAGCAAACAAAUACGCGUUACAAUCAACUGAACGCCAACAUCGUCAAUCGUGGAAAAUUGAUCCAUUCCGCCAUGAGUUCGUUACAUAACUUUGACAAGUCGUUGGACAAAUUUUUGGCCUGGCUUUCGGAGGCCGAGUCAUCUUUGGAGACUGUCGAUUCGGAUAUCGUGGUUGCGACUGGCGGCAACGGCAGCGGCAACGGCAGCGGCAGCGCCAAAAAAGACCACGCCGCCAUCAAACCGAAUAACCAACUAAAGGAUAUUCAAUUGGAGAUCGAAAAUCACCGCGAUGUGCUCAACUCGCUCAACAGCAGCGGUAAGAAACUACUCAACAGCCUGGCUAGUCAGGAAGACGCAGUCAUGCUGCAACGACGUCUCGAUGAAAUGAACCAACGUUGGCAUCAUCUGAAAACUAAAAGCUUGGCUAUCAGGAAUCGUUUGGAAAGUAACGUUGAGCAUUGGAAUGCUUUACUGCUGUCGUUACAAGAGCUCAUCGAAUGGGUGAUCCGUAAAGAUACCGAGCUGACUGGUCUCGGACCGAUGGGCGGUGAUACCAUAUCUUUGCAAAAACAACUGGAUGAUUACAGAGCCUUCCGAAGACAAUUAGAUGACAAACGUGUAGUGAUUGAAAGUAAUUUAUUGAGCGGUCGCCAGUACAUCUCGAACGAAUCCGCAUUGCUGAGCGGCGGUGUCAACGGCCAACUUGACAGUAACGAUGCGUAUUGCAACAACAACAACAACACCAACAUCGCCACUAACAAUGGCACGAAUAAUAAUAAUAAUAAUAAUAAUAAUAAUGGUAAUAUUAACAACGAGGAUCAAGCUCGCAGUGAUCUGUCUAGAUGCAUACGUAGAGAGGUGAAUAAAUUGUCAGACAGAUGGAAAAGCUUGUUGGAUAGAUCGGACCUAUGGCAAAAGAAAUUAGAUGAAACCUUUACGAAAAUGCGAUCAUUUCAAAAGAACAUCGAUGAAGUUUCUGACAAGUUGAACUCGGCCGAAUGCGUUUCCAAGAAUUGGUUACCACCGAAUGACGUGAGCAGUGUGCCAGAUUUGUUGGACGAAUUACGAGUAAGCAUCACUUACUCGCACUUUACUACUUGUAUGUUUUGGUUUGGUUUGGUUUGGUUUGGUUACUUAUCUACUGGUUUACGCCUGUUUACGGCGCCGUUUACGACUUGGGUUAACUUCGGAUCGAGAUUUGGUGAAAGUCUUAGUCCGUUGCAGAGAUCCUUGGAAGAUGUGAACGAUCAAGCCACUUUACUAUCUUCUUCAGACGUGUACAUAUCGCCGAGUAAUUUGCGUAAAGUAGAAGAUUUAAAUAGCAGAUGGAAAUAUCUGCAAACUGCCAUGGAUAAUCGGUACAAGCAGCUACGCGAAAUAGCGAAAUGCGGAAUAGGCGGCGGCGGCGGCGGCGGCGGCACAUACACGAGUGGCGCACCAACUGGCACAGCCUGCGCUCAAACUUUACUCGCCAAAUCAGUCGAUCCGCCUUGGGAAAGGUCGACGACCGCCAACAAAGUACCUUACUACAUAAACCACGAUUGCGAAACCACUCAUUGGGAUCAUCCUAAAAUGACCGAAUUGCUAGAUUCGUUGUCCGAUUUGAAUCAAGUGCAUUUUUCAGCAUAUAGAACCGCUCUAAAAUUGAGGACGGUUCAAAAGAAAUUGAACUUGCAUUUAUUAUCGUUGAAUCGAGCCAUCGAAGCGUUUGAUAGUCACGGAUUAAGAGCUCAGAACGAUAAAUUACUCGAUGUCCAAGAUAUGGUUACCGUUCUCACGUCACUGUAUGAAAUUCUAGCCAAAGAGCAUCCGACAAUUGUCAAUUUACCGCUCAAUAUCGAUCUCAUUGUCAAUUGGAUUCUCAAUAUUUACGAUAGUCAAAGAACCGGCCAAGUUAGAGUUUUGUCGUUCAAGGUUGGCAUCAUAUUGUUAUGCAGAGGACACUUGGAAGAGAAAUACAGAUAUUUGUACCGUUUGAUUGCGGAUCCAAAUCGCUUGGUGGAUCAACGAAAGCUGGGAUUGCUGCUGCACGACUGUAUUCAACUGCCGCGACAGCUGGGCGAAGUUGCCGCUUUCGGCGGUUCCAACAUCGAACCAUCAGUCAGGAGUUGCUUUUUGAAGGCCGGCAAAGACAGAGCUACCAUCGAAGCCGUUCACUUUUUAAGCUGGCUACAACAAGAACCUCAGAGUAUGGUUUGGUUACCAGUUCUUCACAGAUUGGCGGCUGCCGAAAACGCUAGACAUCAGGCUAAAUGCAACAUUUGCAAAGAAUAUCCCAUCACCGGUUUCAGGUAUCGAUGUUUGAAAUGUUUCAAUUUUGACAUGUGUCAAAACUGUUUCUUCUCCGGUCGCAAAGGCAAAACUCAUAAACUAUCGCAUCCGAUGCAGGAGUAUUGUACGGCGACUACUUCGGGCGAAGAUGUGCGUGAUUUUACUCGAGCUUUAAGAAACAAAUUCAAAUCAAAACGCUACUUCAAGAAGCACCCGCGUGUUGGUUACCUUCCCGUACAGACGGUUCUGGAGGGCGACACUUUGGAAAGUCCGGCACCUUCGCCGCAACACUCGCACACUUUGGGCCCGUACGAUAUGCAUUCUCGUCUGGAAAUGUACGCCAAUCGUCUAGCCGAAGCGGAAUUACGUAACCGAAGCAAUUCGACGCCAGACUCCAGCGAGGACGAGCAUCGAUUAAUCGCGCAGUAUUGCCAGUCGCUGAACGGAGAUAGUAUACCUGUGCCUAAAAGUCCGGUACAGAUAAUCGCCGCCAUAGAUGCCGACCAACGCCAAGAAUUGGAGGCGAUGAUAAAGGAUCUGGAAGAUGAAAACAACGCCUUGCAAGCCGAGUACGAACGUUUGAGAGGCAGCAAAAGUAAUUGCAGUGGCAGCGCUACGUUGCCAGCCAACGUAGCCGAAGCUGAAAUGGUUGCCGAAGCAAAAUUACUGCGUCAGCACAAAGGUCGCUUGGAAGCUAGAAUGCAAAUACUCGAAGAUCAUAAUCGACAGUUGGAGGCGCAGCUGCAGCGUCUCAGACAACUUUUGGAUGAACCGACAUUGCAAACACGAUCGGUGACUGCUUCCCAGUUAGCCACAGAUUCGCCAGCCAAAAUGAACGGACAUUUUGUCGAUACUCCGGCUGGUCGGUGGGUGGAGAGUGGUCUUGGCAGUUUGGACCGUCCGCCACCGCCACCGCCUCUGGUUAGCAGUUUGGUGGCCACCGGUCAUGGUCCCGGUGGUGUUGGCAGUUUACAUUUGAUGGCAGGUGAUAAUAUAGAUGAUGAUGGCGGCAGUGGUUGCAUGCGAAAUGGAAUUAUUUGAAGAAGAUUUGGGAAAAGUGGUCAGUGAACUAGUAACAGCCAUGACGGACGAAAAUGCUGAAAACCACCAGCUCCAGCUCCAGCGCCAUAAUAACGUAUAGGCUCGAUUUGGAUUUUAGACUUGGAUUUGAACUCGGCAUUGGCAUCAAGCUUUUCACAGCGCCGCGCACCAUCACCACCACUUACGUUACCUUACCUAGCUGAGUAGCUACGUACUCGUAUAGUACGAGUAUUAUAUGUAUUACUACUAGUACUCCUCUAUUUGCUGGUUACGUUCGCGCAGGGUUAUUCCAUUCCAAAAAACUAAAAAGUAUAGUAUAAUGUAAUGUAAUGUAAUGUAGGUGUAGGUAGGUAAACGUCAGUAAACUACAAAUACAUAUAAAGAAUUCGCGCCGGGUUCUCAAUUUUGAUCGGUCAUCUCCUCAGACGUUUGUGUUCUUGUACAAUCAUUUGUUUUUGUUUUAUGUUUUUUUACCUGCUCACUUUCUGUAUUAUGCGUAUCUAUUCAUUUGUCCUAUGAUCCUAUUUUUGAGUACUUGUUGCAGACAAUAAAAAAUUACAAUUUUCAUUACUUGUAAACGAUGAUAACUACCUAGCACCUAGGUACUCGUAAUGCCUACUGUAGGUACAUAUUUAUGUACAGAAGGGUGCACAGUGCACACUACGCAGAAAUAUCAAACAUUUCCAACCAAGUUUUUUUUUCUUUUGUGAAAAACACACUGUAGGUUUUGGUGGAAUACGAGUAUGUAAUGUAAUCAGAAUCAUGCCCACGCCGAUAUGGUUAUUCACAGCGACCAGCCGAAAUACGUAUUCGAGGCAAAACUUUUUUCUGUGUACCUACUACUCGUACUUAUACUUACCUACUAGGUACUAAUAUUUUUGUGUGCACGCCGUGAGCGCUACAUACCUACUCGUGCCUACACAGCUGGUCGGCCGUGUAUUAACCCUACAUUAUUUUGAGGAGCUCAUUGCAGAAAUAGCCCUUGUCAUUUUGAAAAAAAAUUGGGGAGGUGCUUUUCUCCACUGCAUUGUGUAUGGAUGCAUCAGUAUUAUAGUCCUCCAAAAGUUUUUCUCGCAAUAACAGAACAGCAAAUACUCGAGUUGAUAAAACAAAAAAAUCACUUUGAACACAGUACUUAUACCAAUUCAUCAGGACUUUACAGAUUUUUUUUUGUCUCGCUUGUUUUUUAUUUUCAUUUUUGACAAGGGCGAUUUCUACAACGAGCUCCUCAUUUCUCUUGGCAUUCAGGACCGCCUGUUAUACAUACGUACUCGUAGCCGUAGAUAGAGAUACACAUUAUUAUGUAGAUGUAAAUUUUUUAAAAACUCUUUGUCCGCAACUGAACUGCGAUUAUUUCGACGUUGCGUCCUGCGUGAUAUUACUGUUUAUUAAUAUUGUACUUUACUUACCUAUUUAAUUGUAGAUAUUUUUUCUGUCGCCGCGCUGUGUACUCGUUCGUAGAUAGGUAGAUCUAGAUACGUACUCGUAUAUAAGUACAUAUGUACAUACAUAUAACAUACCGCAUACGCACUACUUUCACAACCAUAGUAGGUCUACUGCGGGUGCGUACCCUUCUAAGAUACGAGUAAAACGAUUCCAUAUCAUGAUGAUACGCUACGCGUACGUCUUCAUACCUUUACACAUAUCGAGACUAGGUAUCAUUUUCCGAUACAAGUAAGUAGGUCAGGUAAUAAUCGUUUACCAUAUACGCGUACGUACGUGUACGUACGUGUAGGCGUCAUUUUCAUCAUCCAAUUGUCCAUAUCCACUGCAGCAAUUCCCACCACCCCAUAGUCGUACGUAAUUCGGAUUCAAAAAUUGUUUGGCCGUUUUGGCGCCGCAAUUUGAAUAUCAUUCAUAGUAUGUAAAGGCCUGCGCGGUCUUUUUCAAACAUUAUGUAGUCGCCUUUUUUCCAUAAAAAACAAAUUCGAUAUAUUUUUUUUUACCUACCGUAUAUAGGUAAUAUACUCGCUACUAUGCCUACAGAUUGCUUUGUGCAGCUAUCGUGUAGGCUUGUAUGUACGUGAUAUACACAUCUAAUCAAAUUACAGUGCAUACGUCCUGCACCGAUUACUUUUAGUAUUUCAUCAGAAGGCGUCUGUAUGUAAUCAAUUUUUAAUAUUUUAAUCCUAGUGGAAUAUUUGUACCUAUUUUCGUUAACUAGAGCGGACAGAAAAAAUCAAAUCUUCCAAUUUUCCGAGUACCUGCUUACCAAUUUAGGUAUCUAAUUUGGUAAUUUUUUUUAAUUUUUAAUUUCACUUCCAAGUCGCGAAUUAACUCUACGAAGUAGACCUAGUUACGUAUAAGUUGUAACCUGAAUAAACGUAUGUACGUUUCGUAUCUAGUAUUAACGAAUAUUUUGUUCGUACAAGCUAUCUCAUAAGUUAUACAAUAUAUGUUACAAAUUGUUUACGAA
Messenger RNA from Planococcus citri (citrus mealybug), 14049 nucleotides. RefSeq names its product dystrophin, isoforms A/C/F/G/H-like. Gene Ontology annotation, biological process: synaptic signaling. The transcript is spliced from 66 exons. The record is from RefSeq and is a predicted model, not a curated record. Gene Ontology annotation, molecular function: zinc ion binding; protein binding. Bases 321 to 11633 code for a protein of 3770 amino acids. Gene Ontology annotation, cellular component: plasma membrane. Lineage: Eukaryota; Metazoa; Arthropoda; Insecta; Hemiptera; Pseudococcidae.